ACCGAGAUGACGAGCUCGACUCCGACCGCGCCCUCCCCCUCACCGGCAGCAGCAGCAGCAGCUCCCGCUUCCACCCCCGCCUCUAACACAUCGUCCUCUUCCAAACCCUCGAAGCAGCAGCAAUCCUCUUCUCAAUCACAAAAGCCAAAGCCGGCCAACAAAUCCAAAGACAGCGCCUCCGCCGCUUCUGCCGGUGGUGCUGCUGCUGCUGCACCCGCCGACGGCGCAACCGCCCAACUGACCCCCGCCGAACUGAAAAAGCGAGCCAAAGCCGAAAAAGCGGCGCGUCGAGCCCGCGAACGCGCCGAACGCGAGUCCGGGGCUGCUGGAGGACCUGGCGGUGCCGGUUCCUCUGCCGGUGGUGGUGCCGGUGGCGGUGGUGCCGGAUCGUCUGCCGCUGGGAAGAAAGAUGGCGGAUCAGCCGCGGGAUCUGCUGGUGGUGGUGGAUCCAGACAAUUACCUCGUCGGGGCUCGGCGCAGAAUGCCUCGCAGACUGGUGGCGGCAGUACGAAGCAUAAGAAGACUGAUGACAAGAAUGUGGCGGUGUUUGGGCAUUUGUAUGGGCAACAGAGACGGACGACGGUGGCCGGUGCGGGUAAGGAGGUGCAUCCGGCUGUAUUGGCGUUGGGGUUGCAGAUGAGGGAUUAUGUGGUUUGUGGGAGUAGCGCGCGGUGUGUGGCUACGUUGUUGGCUUUUAAGAGGGUCAUCGAAGCGUACACUACGCCCUUGGGAACCUCCCUGCCCCGUCACUUGACUACCUACCUCUCCCACCAGAUCACCUACUUGUCGACAUGCCGUCCUCUGUCGAUCAGCCAGGGUAACGCGAUCCGCGCCCUCAAACUGGCCAUCUCGUCCAUCGACCCGUCCACCCCGGAAGCGGAGGCCAAGGCGUUUCUCGGCGAGUUCAUCGACAGCUUCAUCCGCGAGAAGAUCACCGUGGCCGACCAGGUGAUUGCCAGCAGCGCGGCGCAGAAGAUCCAGGACGGCGAUGUGAUUGUGACGUUUGCUGGCAGCUCGAUCGUGAAGCAGACGCUGCUGCUGGCGCACAAGCAGGGCAAGAAGUUCCGGGUCUCGAUCAUUGACUCGCGGCCGCUGUUCGAGGGCAAGAGCCUGGCGCGCGCGCUGGCCAACGCUGGCCUGGACGUGCAGUACUCCCUGAUCCACGGCAUCAGCCAUGCGAUCAAGGCGGCCAGCAAGGUGUUCCUGGGCGCGCACGCCAUGACCAGUAACGGCCGGCUGUACUCGCGGGUGGGCACCGCGCUGGUGGCCAUGAGCGCCAAGGAGCGCGCCGGGGGCGUCGAGGUGCCCGUCAUCGUGUGCUGCGAGACGGUCAAGUUCACCGAUCGCGUCGCCCUCGACAGCAUCGUCGUCAACGAGAUCGCCGACGCCGACGAGCUGAUCACCGCCGAGCCCAUGCAGCAGCUGACCGGUCUGCCCGACCCGGUGGCGGCGGCGACGGCCUCGGCGGCGGACGCGAAGAAGGGCGGCGGCAGCAAAUCGGCGGCGGCGGCAGCGGCCAAUGCGGCGGCCGAGUCGAACACGCUGACGCAGAACGUCUCGUCGCCGUUGACGGGUUGGAAGGAGUCGGCCAAUCUGCAGCUGCUCAAUAUUAUGUACGAUGUCACGCCGGCGGAGUAUGUCGAUAUGGUGGUCACGGAGAUGGGCAGUUUGCCUCCGAGUGCGGUACCGAUAGUGCAUCGGAUGAGUACGAAUAUGUAGGGCUUUUUGUUGCUGGUUUUAUUGGGUCUAUGUAUCAUGAAUAGAGUAGGAAAAUGUCGCUUCAAUGAGUUAUUGUUAUGAUGAUGUGUAUUUGCUGUGGUGGUCGGCCCGAGUUGGCUGGUCCUGUGGUAGUAGCAGUGAUUGGGCAUAGUGCGAUGGGAUCUUUAGCUGAUU
Molecule: messenger RNA, 1893 nt
Organism: Aspergillus saccharolyticus JOP 1030-1
Lineage: Eukaryota; Fungi; Ascomycota; Eurotiomycetes; Eurotiales; Aspergillaceae
Product: translation initiation factor eIF2B subunit delta
Exons: 3
Coding region: 7-1719 (570 amino acids)
Source: RefSeq, a predicted model, not a curated record